Messenger RNA from Talaromyces proteolyticus, 2196 nucleotides. RefSeq lists its product as uncharacterized. Lineage: Eukaryota; Fungi; Ascomycota; Eurotiomycetes; Eurotiales; Trichocomaceae. The record is from RefSeq and is a predicted model, not a curated record. The transcript has 2 exons. Bases 1 to 2196 code for a protein of 731 amino acids.
AUGCCAGUAUUUUAUGACAAUAAUGAAUCAGAUUCGGGCGAUGAGCCUGAAAUACCAGAGAUAUUAGGAGCUGCGUCUACCACCACCACGGUGACAGGAGCAGAAUGUAUUUCCCAUCUCAAAUUCCUAGCUGCUCUCGCGCAGUUACGGGAGUCGGUUGAGAAUGAAAUUGGUCUUUUCAAAAUUGGGGGGCGAGAUAGUUAUCCGGAUUUGCUUGAGAAUGCGGAGAUCCAACAACGAGUACGGGAAAAGAUAUGGCAGGUGUAUGUUUCUCGAGCGGUUGAUCGGUUCACGCGGUGGUGGAUGGGUGUGCCGAGGUAUAACAAUCCGCCAACUGUGAUGUCUCUGAAAGCGUUUGACAUGGAUCCUCUGAAGCUCGAUGAUGGUAUCAGAGUUACAUUAACAAGGGAAGAGCUCCCGCCUCUAGACGUUCUGAUGGUCUGGCACACGUUCAUGCUCAAUCCUCGCGCUUACCUGGAAGAUUGCUUCCGGCAGGCAAGAAUGAAUCUCUGGGCAACCCCGUUCCCCUGGGAUCUAAUCAACGACUGUAUAACCUGCGAUGACAAAAAUAGCUAUUUAUACGAACCCGGUAAAAUAUCUCGAAGCACAUGGAGAACUCAAAUUGGCAGGAAAUGGGAUAAUGUUCAUGAUUCUUUGGACUACAACCUCGAUUGUCCCCUCUGUCAUAAUAAGACAAAAGUUCCCUGGACAACCGCACAUAUUACGAUGUUAUCCCCUGGACGAACUCACCGCGAGGAUUAUAUUGGGUUUCAAUCGGCUACGGGAUACGCAGAUCAGUCGUUUGAAGUAUUGUGCUCUGGCUGCAACACGGUUCUUGAUCAUGAUUACCUCCCAGUUCUCAAAUUCCGGAAAGACAAUCGUGCUUUGCUUAAACAGGAGCUGCCUAUGCCAGGAACGCUGUACAACCCAAAUGGCGUGGUGAAGAAUCAAGUAAAGCGAAGAGCGAAGUGGUCGCAGCUUACUCCAAACUACUACUUAUUGAACUACCGUCGAGAAUUGCUCAAAAUACUGAAUCGGAAGGGAAAGGAAUGUCGGUCAGUUCGGGACCUAGCAGAUGGUAUUCAUUCUGAAGUCUACAAGCACAACCUGAAGAUCAACGCUCUUGACAUGGACGCGGAAUUAUGCCACAGGAGGAUGUUCCACUCGUCAAAGGGUGAAGGGCGAGGGACGUUGCGUCGAAUGAUGUCUCGGUAUUGGGGUAAUAAUUCAUCGAUCUUUGCCCUAGAUUUAGUUGGUGCAGUCAUUAGACAAGGUACUUUUGUACAAAAAAUGAAAAAGCUCAACUGGUUGGGUUUACCCUCAUCAGAAGAUCUUUCCGCACUAACACACAGAUUCAUCGAAAAAUAUGACAUCUUCUGGAGAAUAAUUGUCGAGAACCCAUCGCAAAUUGUUGUACCGACGCUGGAUGUGGAUCUUGUCUGGCAUACGCAUCAACUAGAUCCGAAACGAUAUUAUACUCACUCCCUCACAACGACUUCGCGCAAAAAGCCGGUUCGAUUUAUUGAUCACAACGACAGGAUUGAUGAGGGCCGGAUUUCAGAUUCGUUUGCCUGGACGGUCAAACAGUACCGAAAGAUGACCGGCGGAAUGGUUUACAGUGAAUGUUUUUGCUGGUAUUGCGAGGCGACUCGGAGCAAAGGCCUGUUUGAGAAACUGUCACUGUCAUCUGAAGUCAGCAAAAACCUGGAGAAAUUACAGCAAGAAGAUGAAAGAAGGAUCGAUCUAGAACAGACAGAGACUGCACAUAUCUCUGCUCAUAAUGCAGUCCGGGCAAUCGGAAAACCAGCAUAUGGGCCUGUGCGCAGAAAGAAGCUAGACAAAUUUAUCAAGAAACACGAAAAACAGGAGGCCGAGAAGCAAGAUUCUGUGAAGACAAAGAAAAACAAUAACGAAAAACGCAACACCAUUUGCCAGGUCUUUGAGAGCAAUCCCCCUCUUCAUCUUGAUGCGUAUGUCAAUCACCCUAGCUGCAUUAAUCUCGGACAUAACGAGGCAGGGAACUGUAUAAGUGGUUCUUGUACUCCAUCUAUGGCAGCGGGGAGCUGUGGAGGAGCGAGCUUUGCUUCAGGCUGUGCCGUGGCGAGAAGAGAGCAUGGAAAUGGCUUUGGGUAUAUUCAAAACACCUCUGGGGGUGGUGGAGGGGGAGGAGGAGCUGGUUGUGGUGGAGGCUGUUGA